UGAUACUGUAUGUGAGAACCUAAUUUGAAUGUCAAGUCAUAUUUUCUCCGAAUGCAUUUCCUUUUUUAAAAUUCUCGGUAUUAGACUUCCCUACAGGGGUUGUCUAAAGAGGCCACCUGAAAUUACACUAAUACACUAUUAUAUAUUAUAUAUAACAGUGUGUAAACUAUUGUAUGGAGGUGUAUGCUGAGGAGCGAUGCUUGUUGUGUUUACAUAUUUUUGGACUGCAGGUUUUGAUAGAUCUCUCCGAUAUAGUGAUUGUUUUGUCAACCUUAUCUGUCUGUAGGGACUCGUUGGUGUGCUUCCUUGUGCGAGAGAGUGGAAGGGGGAGCAGAGGACGGGUGUGUGUAGACCUAAAGAAAGGGAGAAAGGGAGAGUGAGAAGCCAAUUCAUUAGUUUGGAGAUGUGGACAGGUAGUAAAACCAUGUAAAUGAUCGAGGAAGGGAGAGAUGUGGUCUCAUCAGAGAGGAUGUUUGCAACAUAGCAGAUUGCAGUUGGACCACUGAACUGGUGCACGGUAGUGUGAACAAGCUAACUGUGAGAUUUCAGAGAGAGGGGGGAAGAGCGGGAGAGUUACUGACACAGAAACAAAGCAGAGGGAGAAAGAGAGAGGCACAGAGAAACAUUAGACAGUGGACUUUCUGUUCCUUUCACUAACAGCUGAGAUGGAGGAGUAUAAUGUGACAGUUGCUACAGGCACAUCAGAGUAUUCAGGGACCAAUAACUACAUAUACAUUACUCUGGUGGGAGAGAAAGGAGACAGCGAGAGAACAACACUGGAUAACCCUGGACUGGACUUCUGUAGAGGAGCGGUGGAUGAAUACAAGGUGUGUAGCCCGGCUCCUCUGGGUCGUGUCCUUUUGGUGCGUCUGGAGAAACAGAGGUACUGGGUAGAGGAUAACUGGUUCUGUCUCUAUGUCACCGUGGCGCCACCAGGUGGUGGUACAGCCCUCACCUUCCCCUGUUACCGCUGGCUCAUAGGAGAUGUCAAGGUGGAGCUACGAGAAGGCACAGCAAUGAGACUCAGUGACGACACCUCUCCUCAGCUUUUGGCUCACAGAAAAGCAGAACUGCAGGAGAGACAGGCGCUAUACAGAUGGAUUGCAUGGGCUCCUGGGAUUCCCAAGUGUAUUGAGGCGAAGACCGAGGCAGACCUUCAUCAGGAUGUUCGCUUCGACAAUGAGAAGAGGAGUGACUUUGAGAGCUCCUUACACUACGCUCUUCUAGAGCUGUCUUUGAAGAAGCUAGCCAUCAGGUUUGGGAAGUCAUGGGACAAUCUGGAAGACUUCAAACGAUGCUUCUGGAAACUCAGGAGCCCCAUAUCUGAAUACUGUAUGGAGCACUGGAAGGAAGACUCAUUUUUCGGGUACCAGUGUCUGAACGGUUCAAACCCCAGAAUGAUCCAGCGCUGCAAGAAGCUUCCGGGAAACUUCCCCGUCUCUGGAGACAUGGUGCAGGGGUCGCUGGCCCCAAGAACCACCCUUGAGAAGGAACUCAAGGCGGGUAACAUCUACUUGGUAGACUAUGCCAUCAUGGAUGGUGUUCCUACCAACGUAAUCAGAGGGAAACCACAGUACAUCGCUGCUCCUCUCUGUCUGCUGUAUGAACACCCAGACCAGGGACUCAUACCCAUCGCCAUACAGCUAGGGCAGACUCCUGGCUUGGACACGCCCAUCUUCCUGCCUAAAAACCCGCCCCUGGCCUGGCUAUUGGCCAAGAUCUGGGUUCGUCACUCAGAGUUCCAGGUGUUCCAGCUCCUGUCCCACCUGUUGAGAACUCACCUGGUGGUGGAGGUCUUCUGUGUGUCAACACUACGACAGCUACCUGCCGUCCAUCCAGUAUAUAAGCUCCUGGCUCCUCACCUACGCUAUACUCUGGAGAUUAACUGCAGGGGGCGCACUCAGCUCCUCUCAGCCGACGGCAUCUUCAAAAGGGUGGUGUCUACAGGAGGGGAGGGGCUUCUGAUCCUAGCCCAGAAUGAGUACAAAGUCCUGACCUACCGCUCUCUGCAGCCCUACCAGGACUUCCAGCAGCGCGGAGCUACCAAGCUCAGAAACUACUUCUACAGGGAAUACAGCCUGAUGCUGUGGGACGCCAUACACAGUUUUGUCUCAGGGAUGGUGUCACUGUACUACCAUUAUGACAGUGAUGUAGUGGAGGACACUGAGCUGCAGGCCUGGAUAAAGGACAUCGCUGAGGAGGGCUUUGUUGAUGUGCCCAGAUUUGGUCUGGCCAGGGAACUACACAACAAGACAGAACUGAUCACACUGCUGAGUGUCGCUAUCUUCACAAGCUCAGCACAGCACGCAGCCACCAACAAUGGACAGUUUGACUGGUGUGCGUGGGUACCCAACACCCCGUGCACAAUGCGCCACCCUCCCCCGACGGAUAAGGACGCUGUUACCAUGGAGAUGAUCAUGGACACCCUCCCAGACGUCAGCCAAACAUGUUUGGAGAUGGCGAUCACAUGGCACCUGGGUCGGCCACAACCGGACGCAAUUCCAUUGGGUCAGUACCGGGAGCAGUACUUCACAGAGUCCCAGGCCCAGGAGGUGAUUGACAAGUUCAAACAGGAACUGAAGGAGAUAGAGGAACACAUCCUGACCCAGAACGAGGGACUAGAGCUGCCCUAUCUUUUCCUCCUGCCCAGCCGCAUCGAGAACAGCAUCACUAUAUAAUAUACUGAACAGAAAUAUUAACGCAAUAAUUGUAAAGAUUUUACUGAGUUACAGUUCAUAUAAGGAAAUCAGUCAAUUGAAAUAACCUCAUUAGGCCCUAAUCUAUGGAUUUCACAUGACUGGGAAUACAGAUAUGCAUCUGGACACACAAAAAAAUAUAUUUUUCAAUAGGGGCGUGGAUCAGGAAACCAAUCUGGUGUGACCACCACUUGCCUCAUGCAACGCAACACGUCUCCUUCAAAUAAAGUUGAUCAGGGUGUUGAUUGCGGCCUGUGGAAUGUUGUCCCACUCCUCUUCAAUGGCUGUGCGAAGUUGCUAGAUAUUGGCAGGAACUGAAACACGAUGUCGUACACGUCGAUCCAGAGCAUCCCACACAUGCUCAACGAGUGACAUGUCUGGUGAGUAUGCAGGCCAUGGAAGAACUGGGCCAUUUUCGGCUUCCAGGAAUUGUGUGCAGAUCCUUGCCACAUGGGGCCAUGAAUGGCACGACAAUGGGCCUCAGGAUCUCGUCACGGUAUCUCUGUGCAUUAAAAUUGCCAUCGAUAAAAUGCAAUUGUGUUGGCUGUUUGUAGCUUCUGCCUGCCCAUGCCAUAACCUGUUUACAAUGUUGACAUCAGUAAACUGCUUGCGCACAACGUCAUACAUGUGGUCAGCGGUUGUGAGGCCGGUUGGACGUACUGCCAAAAUCUCCAAAACGACAUUGGAGACGGCUUAUGGUAGAGAAAUUAACAUUAAAUUCUCUGGCAAUAACUCUGGUGGACA
This is a messenger RNA of Oncorhynchus mykiss (rainbow trout), 3440 nucleotides long. RefSeq names its product polyunsaturated fatty acid lipoxygenase ALOX12. The record is from RefSeq and is a predicted model, not a curated record. Gene Ontology annotation, molecular function: oxidoreductase activity, acting on single donors with incorporation of molecular oxygen, incorporation of two atoms of oxygen; protein binding; iron ion binding. NCBI's taxonomy places the organism in Eukaryota, Metazoa, Chordata, Actinopteri, Salmoniformes, Salmonidae. Gene Ontology annotation, biological process: lipid oxidation.